CAAAAACCCAACUUGGGUUUGACAAAAAAAAAAAGACACGAACUUUGGUUUCUUCGCCGGCGUGGGAGAGAAUAAAACGGCGUGGUUUCUUCUCCGACUUGGGCUCGCCGUGGGUCUUGUUUUGAGUGUCCGUCGUAGGAGAUUAACAUAUCGACAUUGGGUAAGGUUUCGUUAGGAGAUUAACAGAUCGACAUUAGGAGAUUAAAAGAUCAAAAUUGGCUCGCCGUGGGUCUCUGUCGGUUAAGGUUUGGCGAGUGUUGUUCUUCUUCCAACCGCAACUUCCUUCUUCGAUUAUUGUCAAUUUUAGACAUUUGCAAGAAGUUCUUUCUUCCAUUAUUGUCAAUUUUAGACCUUUGGAAUGGCUUCCUCGAGUACAGUCUCAAAAUAUUCUCCUCGCAUCUAUGAAGAAGGAAGAUCUCCCUUGCAAAACAGGAGCAUGAACCAUAAUUGCUAUUUGUCAAAAAUUGGGAAAAUGAAAGAGGGUUUAGGAUUGGAUGUGUGGCGUAAGUUGAAGGAAUCAUCGCUUGGAGUAUUUAUUAAGUUAGCUGAAGUAUCAUACACAUGGUCUCCUGCAAAAGUUCACUAUAUCCUUACACAUCAGCUAGCAGUCAACAAUUCGCAUGAGUCGGAGAACAUAGAUGUUGAUCAUCAUGCAUUUUGGAGAGAAAUGGAGAUUGAAACAACUUCAGACGGUCCAAAGUACACUGAGUUGGAAAAUGUUAUGGAUUUUAGUAAGACAUGGUCUAAAGAGAAAAGGAUGAUGGUUGGUAGGCUAAUCUUAUUAUCUGUUGCAAUACAUGGCAUACAUCAUGGCUCUAGGAUCCCUCUUCCAAGUGCUAAAAGGGUGUUUGAUCCAAAUGGUUUUGAAAAACAUCCUUGGGGUCGAGUGGCUUUUACUUGCUUAGUCAAUUCAGUCAAGAUUGUUGAUUUAGAUAAAGACUCUUACACGGUACAAGGAUGUGUGCAUGCUUUGUUGAUUUGGUUGUAUGAGAGUGUGCCUGGCAUUGGAAAACUGUAUGGGUUGAGAAGGUCUACGAGAACUGGCAUUCCUCUGCUUGAUUGGCAAUCAACACAGAAAGGUAUCAAGAUGAAUGAAUUGAUAGAGGAUGAGUAUUCUAAACAUGGACAGGUCCGUGUAAAGCAUAUGGUUCAUGUUUCAGAGGAUCAUAUGUAUCCUGAAUGGAGUGACGAUGAAGAGAAUAAGGAUCCAGCCCUAGACAAAUUGAUUAAUGAUAUUGUCCAUGAUUGCUUACCUUCAGAUGUUUGGAGAGUUGACAAAACAGUGAGCAUGGGAAGAAAAAAAACAAAAAGCUAAAGGAAAUGAGACUGGCGAGUGUCGAAGCAGUGCUAAGAAAUUGAAAACGAAAGCUGAUUUGUCAAUCGAUGAAGAAGGAGAAAAA
Molecule: messenger RNA, 1400 nt
Organism: Camelina sativa (false flax)
Lineage: Eukaryota; Viridiplantae; Streptophyta; Magnoliopsida; Brassicales; Brassicaceae
Source: RefSeq, a predicted model, not a curated record